UCAUCCUGUCGCUCCUGCUUUGGAUCCUCCGACCUGGAUUCAGCCAUAUUCCCAGAGCUUAGCCACACCGGCAGCCGCCUCGAACGGACCCGAAACCCGCCGUUUAUCCCCGGGAAGCUGCUGCUCGGUUCCGACGGACCUUCUAAAGUCCAGACGGUUCCGGUUCGGACCCGCUGGACCUGCUCCCGGGCUCACAGACCGACCGGCGGACAUGGAGCUGCGGAGGUCCGCCUGACGACGUCCCGAUCCCGGAGAGGAAAUCCACAUUUGAUCCCGGAUUACAGCCGCUGGGAUUCCCGCCGGUGACGGAGCGGAGGCGGCGGAACACGGCGGCGGCUCUGCGGCUCCAGACGUCGGGAAUGUUUUCCCGGAGCUAACGGGCUAGCUGCUGCUAGCAGGAAGCGGAGGGAGCAGCCUGAGUCAGAGCGGCGGGGGGAGGAGCCACCCAACCCGGCCGGGAUGUCGGCCCAGGAGCGGCUGAGGAGGCUGGAGGAGCUCCUGCUGGAGCGGAAGGAGGAGCGGAGCCUGAGCGUGGAGGCGCUGCUGGACCUCCUGCUCGGCCUCUGCUCCGAAUGCUCCAACUCCCCCCUGAAGAGGGAGAAGCACAUCAGCGACUUCCUCAACUGGGUGAAGCCGUUCACCAGCAGGGUGAAGGACAUGCGGCUGAAGAGAGACGACUUCGAGAUGCUGAAGGUGAUUGGACGAGGAGCCUUCGGCGAGGUUGCCGUGGUGAAGAUGAAGAACACUGAGAGAGUUUAUGCCAUGAAGAUCCUCAACAAGUGGGAGAUGCUGAAGAGAGCCGAGACGGCGUGUUUCCGGGAGGAGCGGGACGUCCUGGUGAGAGGGGACAGCCAGUGGAUCACCACUCUGCACUACGCCUUUCAGGACGACAACUUCCUGUACCUGGUGAUGGACUACUACGUGGGCGGAGACCUGCUGACGCUGCUCAGUAAGUUUGAGGACCGUCUCCCUGAAGACAUGGCGCGCUUCUACGUAGCAGAGAUGGUUCUGGCCGUCCACUCCAUCCACCAGCAGCACUACAUCCACAGAGACAUCAAACCAGACAACGUUCUGCUGGACGUCAACGGACACAUCCGACUCGCUGACUUUGGCUCCUGUCUGCGCAUGAUGGAGGACGGCACGGUCCAGUCCUCUGUUGCCGUGGGAACCCCUGACUACAUUUCCCCAGAGAUCCUGCAGGCCAUGGAGGACGGGAUGGGUCGCUAUGGUCCAGAGUGUGACUGGUGGUCUUUGGGGGUCUGCAUGUACGAGAUGCUGUACGGCGAGACGCCGUUCUACGCCGAGUCGCUGGUGGAGACCUACGGCAAGAUCAUGAACCACGAGGAGCGCUUCCAGUUCCCGUCCCAUGUGACGGACGUGUCUGAACACGCCAAGGACCUGAUCCAGCGCCUGCUGUGCUCCCGGGAGCGGCGCCUCGGACUCAACGGGAUCUCGGACUUUCAGAACCACCCGUUCUUCAGCGGGAUCGACUGGGACAACAUCCGCUCCGCCGAGGCGCCCUACAUCCCGGACGUGUCCUCGCCCACAGACACGUCUAACUUUGACGUGGACGACGACGUUCUGAAGAACCCGGACAUCGGACCUCCUGUGUCUCACACCGGCUUCACCGGGCAGCACCUCCCCUUCGUGGGCUUCACCUUCACCACCGAUAGCUGCUUCUCCGACCGCAGCACCAUCAGCCGGGCGGCGCCGGGAGUCCGGACCGAGCCAGACGGAGGCGCCGGGUCGGAGGUGGAGGUGUUCGAGAAAAGGAUCCGCCGCCUGGAGCAGGAGAAGCAGGAGCUGAACCGCAGACUGCAGGAGUCCACCCAGGCCCUGCAGGCUCCGCCCAGAGGAGGAACCGUACAGAGGGACAAAGAGAUCAAGAAACUUAACGAGGAGAUCGAGCGUCUGAAGAAGAAGCUGGCAGACUCUGAUAGGCUGGAGCACCAGCUGGAGGAGGCCGUCACGCUCAGACAGGACUACGAGAGCUCCGCCUCCAAACUGCAGACCCUGGAGAGACAGGUGAAGACCCUGAGACAGGAGAAGGAGGACGUCCACAAGCAGCUGGCCGACUCCUUGGAGCGUCUCAGGAGCCAGAGCAAGGAGCUGAAGGAGGCGCACUCCCAGAGGAAGCUGGCCCUGCAGGAGUUCUCAGAGCUGUCGGAGCGCAUGGCCGAGCUGCGCUCCUCCAAGCAGCGUCUGUCCCGUCAGCUCAGGGACAAGGAGGAGGAGAUGGACGCCCUCCUGCAGAAGAUGGACGCCCUGAGGCUGGAGAUCCGCAAGACGGAGAAGAAUCGGAAGGAGCUGGAGGCUCAGCUGGACGAGGCCAAGGCGGAGUCAUCAAAGGAGAGGAAGCUGCGGGAAAACGGCGAGGUUUACUCCAAACAGCUGGAGGCGGAGCUACGCAGCCUUAAGUCCCAGCAGGGUCGAGGGGCGGCAGGCGGAGGAGGGGCGGAGUCUCAGCAGGAGCUGUCCCGUCUGAAGGCGGAGCUGGACAAGAAGGUUCUGUUCUACGAGGAGGAGCUGCUGAGGAAGGACUCCGCCCACUCCGGCGAGAUCAAGACUCUGCGCAAAGACCUGCAGGAGUCCGAGGGGGCGCGGCUCGCCGCCAACAAGGAGCUGCUGCAGCUCCGAGACAAGCUGGACAAAGCCAACAGGGACAGGCAGAACGAGAUGGACGAGGCCGUGGCGGCUCUGAAGGAGAAACACGAGCGCGAGAAGAACAUGCUGACCGAGGAGAACCGCAAGCUGACGGCGGAGACGGACAAGCUGUGUUCCUUCGUGGACAACCUGACGGCCCAGAACCGGCAGCUGGAGGACGACCUGCAGGACCUGUCCUCCAAGAAGGAGAGCGUGUCCCACUGGGAGGCCCAGAUCGCAGAGAUCAUCCAGUGGGUCAGCGACGAGAAGGACGCCCGCGGCUACCUGCAGGCCUUGGCCACCAAGAUGACGGAGGAGCUGGAGUCGCUGCGCAGCUACAGCCUGGGGAGCAGACCUCAGGACCCCCUGUGGAAGGUGCGUCGAAGCCAGAAGCUGGACAUGUCGGCUCGUCUGGAGCUGCAGUCGGCUCUGGACGCCGAACUGAAAGCCAAGCAGAUGGUCCAGGAGGAGCUGCGCCGAUUCAAGGCCGCCAACAUCAACCUGGAGAGUAAGCUGAAGGAGUCUGAGGAGAAGAGGCGGGAGGCGGUGGAGCAGGUGGAGAGUCUGAGGAGGGAGAUGGAGGAGAGUCGCUCCCGUUCUGCUAAAGGUCUGAAGCUUCCGGACUUCCAGGACUCCAUCUUUGAUUACUUCAACACGUCUCCUCUGGCUCCAGACCUCAGCUUUAAGACUGCAGACUUAGACUCCGCCCCCCUGAAGCCAGACACGGCGCCCUCCUCGCCGUGCUCCGUCUCUGAGAAUGAGGAAGGGAAGGCAGCAUCGCUCCCUGACAGCCCCUCCCCCACCUACCAGAGCUCGCCUGCACCCAAGCCCAAAGCUCACCAGCUGAGCAUCAGAACCUUCUCCAGCCCCACCCUCUGCUCUCACUGCACCUCCCUGAUGGUGGGCCUGAGCCGCCAGGGCUACGCCUGCGAAGUCUGCUCCUUCAUAUGCCAUGUCGCCUGUAAAGACCACGCCCCCCUAAUCUGUCCGAUCCCAGCGGAGCAGGCCAAGAGGCCGCAGGGCAUCGACGUCCAGAGGGGCAUCGGCACGGCGUACAAGGGUUACGUCAAGAUCCCCAAGCCCAGCGGCGUGAAGAAGGGCUGGCAGCGAGCGUUCGCCGUGGCCUCCGACUGUAAACUGUUUCUCUACGACAUUCCAGAGGGGAAGUCCACCCAGCCGGGCGUGGCGGCCAGUCUGGUUCUGGACCUCAGAGAUGAAGAUCUGUCCGUCAGCUCCGUGUUGGCGUCCGACGUCAUCCAUGCCACCAGGAAGGACAUCCCGUGCAUCUUCAAGGUGACGUCGUCUCAGCUGAUUUCGCAGCUCUCCUCCGUGUCCCUGCUGGUUCUGGCAGAGAGCGAGGCAGAGAAGAAGAAAUGGGUCCGGAUCCUGGAGAGCCUGCAGAACAUCCUGACCAAGAACCAGGUGAAGAGUCAGCAGGUCCACCUGCUGCACGAAGCGUACGACGCCUCGCUGCCCCUCAUUAAGGCGGCGCUGUGCGCCACCGUACUCGACAGGGAGCGGAUCGCUAUGGGAACGGAGGACGGACUGUUUGUGGUGGAGGUCACCAGAGACGUCAUCGUCAGAGCCUCAGACAGUAAGAAGGUUUAUCAGAUCGAGCUCAUUCCCAACGAGAAGAUCGUCGCUCUGCUCUGUGGCCGAAACCGCCAGGUCCACCUCCACCCCUGGGGGGUUCUGGACGGAGCCGAGUCCUCCUUCGACACCAAGCUGGCAGACACCAAGAACUGCCAGGUUCUGACCACAGGGGUGCUGCGACCCGGAGGUCCUGCUUGCCUGCUGGCUGCCGCCAAACGUCAGGUCCAGUGCUAUGAGAUCACCCGGGCCAAGCCGUACCAUAAGAAGCUGUGGGAGGUGCAGGCUCCAGGCACGGUCCAGUGGCUAGGCAUGCUGCGGGACCGGCUGUGUGUGGGCUACCCGUCAGGCUUCGCCCUGCUGGCCCUGCAGGGGGAGUCAUCCCCCAUCAGCCUGGUGAACCCGGGCGACCCAUCUCUGGCCUUCCUGUCCCAGCAGCCCAUGGACGCCCUGCACGCCCUGGAGGUGGGCUCCAGCGAGGUCCUGCUCUGCUUCAGCCAGCUGGGAGUCUACGUGGACGGACAGGGCCGGCGCUCCCGGGACCAAGAGCUGAUGUGGCCCGCCACGCCGCUGGCCUGCUGUUCCAACUCGUUCCACCUGACGGUCUACAGCGAGUACGGCGUGGACGUGUUCGACAUCCACAGCAGCCAGUGGGUCCAGACCAUCUGUCUCCGCAAGUUCCGCCCGCUGAAUGUUGAGGGAACGCUGAACCUGCUGAGCUCAGAACCUCCUCGCCUGGUCUACUUCAGCAACACCUCCUCAGAGGGAGACCUCACCAUCCCACAGACGUCUGACCACAGCAGAAAGCUGAUGGUUCGAACCCGCAGCAAAAGGAAGUUCCUCUUCAAGGUUCCUGAGGAGGAGCGGCUCCAGCAGAGGAGGGAGAUGCUGAAGGACCCGGAGCUGCGGUCCAGGAUGAUCUCCAAUCCCACCAACUUCAACCACGUGGCCCACAUGGGACCAGGAGACGGCAUGCAGGUCCUGAUGGACCUCCCCCUGGUUGGUGACCUCACCUCCCUCUCACCCUCCCCCUCUCCUUCUCCCUCCUCCUCCUCCUCCCGUCACACCCUCAUCUCCCCCCCCUCCAACUUUGAGCACAUCUAUCACAUGACGUCGGCAUCGGCCGGCGCCUUCUUGCAGAAGGAGGCCUCCUCUUCCUCCUCCUCCCAGCAGAGCCUCCUGCAGCCUUCCUCCUCCUCCUCCUCUCCCUCCAUCUCUUCUCUGAGUGUGAUGCCCCCCCCUCAGGACGACCCCAUUAGGGAUAAGCCCCGCCCACUCUCCAGUAUCUCCCGGCAACACAGAAGCAAGUCGCACAUCACUCGCACGGCUUCAGAUUUCAGUGGAGGAGCUUCGAGCCGCAGCACCGGCGACCUGGACCAGGAUCCGGACCGGGAGCCGGACUCGGACUCCACCAAACACUCGACGCCCUCCAACAGCUCCAACCCCAGCAGCCCCCCCAGCCCAAACUCCCCCCACCGCAGCCAGCUGACCCUGGACAGUUUGGACUUGGAGCCCUGAGCCCCGCCCCCACACCGCUUUAGGCCCCGCCCCCCGCAGCGUUUGAGACUGUUUUUACCUUUGGGUUUUAUGAUGGUGGAGUGAUUCUGCUGCUUUUAAUUGGAUGCUGGGAAGCCCCGCCCCUUCCUGGUUUUAGCGCUCGCUGAGGGACCAGUCACUUCCUGUUCUUCCUCCCCUCUCGCCGCUUAGCUUCGGCGUGGGUUAGCGGCGGGAGGUCUCACUCUGAGGGAAAAACACUGUAUUAAUUAUUUUAACGUUUUGUUAAACUUGCACAUCAUCAUCAUCAUUGUUGUUAUUGUAGAAAAUAAUCUUUUAUUUGUGAUGAUCUUUAUCCCCCCCCCCCUCCAUCUCUAAUCUGACUCCGCCCCCUGCUCCAGGUCGGAUGGGGGCGGAGUCACACCUGGGCACUACUGCUUUUAUUCUUCCAGAAUCAGUUACAGAUGUUUGUAAUUAUGAAAUGUUUAGCAGCCAAAAACCACAAUAAACGGAGCAGAGGACAGA
Cyprinodon tularosa is the source of this 6252-nucleotide messenger RNA. RefSeq names its product CDC42 binding protein kinase beta (DMPK-like) (gene cdc42bpb). Gene Ontology annotation, biological process: peptidyl-threonine phosphorylation; actomyosin structure organization. Gene Ontology annotation, cellular component: cytoskeleton; cytoplasm. The record is from RefSeq and is a predicted model, not a curated record. Bases 460 to 5751 code for a protein of 1763 amino acids. Gene Ontology annotation, molecular function: ATP binding; protein serine/threonine kinase activity. Lineage: Eukaryota; Metazoa; Chordata; Actinopteri; Cyprinodontiformes; Cyprinodontidae. The transcript is spliced from 39 exons.